Messenger RNA from Glarea lozoyensis ATCC 20868, 2298 nucleotides. RefSeq names its product P-loop containing nucleoside triphosphate hydrolase. The coding region runs from base 1 to 2298 and encodes 765 amino acids. Gene Ontology annotation, biological process: ribosome biogenesis. The transcript is spliced from 2 exons. Gene Ontology annotation, cellular component: nucleus. Lineage: Eukaryota; Fungi; Ascomycota; Leotiomycetes; Helotiales; Helotiaceae. Gene Ontology annotation, molecular function: preribosome binding; ATP hydrolysis activity; ATP binding. The record is from RefSeq and is a predicted model, not a curated record.
AUGGUAAAUCGAGGUCCCAGACCGACUUUGACGCAGGCGCUGGAUAAAGAGAUAUAUCAAGUUGUUCGCAAACUCUCCGACGAACAGGCGCAAUUCGAAAAUGGAGGAAAGAAACUUACGACUGCGGUGGUGUAUGAUUCGAUCAAGCACUCAAAUUCGAGCUUGAAAAGACGCAGUAAAAAGUUGUUAGAAGAUUGUAUUGAAAGAGUCCUAAAAGUUAUAAAAGAAGAGGAACAGGAACUGGACGACGAUGAAUCGCUAGAUGGAGACUUCGAGGGUAUCGAGGAGAAUCCAGCACCACGGAUUAAGGAUCACAAUAUCAUGAAUAAGAGCAUUACUCGAAUGUGGUCGAAGCCAAGUUCUGCGAGUAUGACACCGAGAGAGGGGACCCCGCCGGUCAUGGAAGUUGUCUCGUCAAGUGUCACAAUACAAGAUGCACCAAAUGGACAGACUGAUUCUCCAGCGAAAGCCGACCGUCAGCCAAAUGGGGAGCCGAAAAUGAAGAGAAGGAAGGCGGAAAGAACACCGGCGAAAGAAGUCGAUCGAACACCACCUACAGACAUCUCACUGGACAAUUUAGGAGGGGUUGAGAGUGUGAUUGAGGAACUCAAUGAGCUUGUCGCUAUGCCUAUGUUAUACCCCGAUACAUAUAUCAGAACUGGAAUCCAACCUCCUAGGGGCGUAUUACUUCAUGGACCUCCAGGAUGCGGGAAAACCAUGAUUGCGAAUGCUUUCGCUGCGGAGAUCGGAGUCUCGUUCAUACCACUUUCUGCGCCAUCGCUGGUAGCAGGUAUGUCAGGAGAGUCAGAGAAGAAGAUAAGGGAGAUAUUUGACGAAGCUAAGAGAAUGGCUCCCUGUCUUGUCUUUAUUGAUGAGAUUGAUGUGAUCAUGGGGAAGCGAGAAAGUGCUCAGCGGGAGAUGGAAAAGAGAAUAGUAGCUCAAAUGUUAACAUGUAUGGAUGACAUGGCACUAGAGAAGACCGGAGGGAAACCAGUGAUCAUUAUUGCUGCCACAAAUCGACCCGACAGUCUAGAUCCAGCUCUACGGCGAGCAGGGAGAUUCAACAAGGAGAUAAACCUGGGUGUACCAAACGAACAAGCUCGCGAAAAGAUCUUACGCGCACUUACGCAAAAGCUCAUACUCGCAGAGGAUUUCGAUUUUCGCACACUCGCAAAAAUGACGCCGGGAUUUGUUGGAGCCGAUUUGAACGAUGUUGUGUCUGUCGCGGGUACGGAAGCGAUGAAGCGAAUGAUGGCUGUAUUGAAGGAACGCUCCGCCACAGAUAUGGAUUUGGAUCUGGAUGUCGAUACACCACCAACAGCACCCGCGCUUCUGAUCCUCCGAUCUCUGGUCGCUCACGCGGGAGAAUCAUCACCUGAUGGGGAUUUCUCGAUUAAAUAUGAUGAUUUUCUUACUGCGAUUCCGAAAGUCCAGCCAUCUGCUAAGCGAGAGGGCUUUGCUACGAUUCCAGACACGACAUGGGCACAUAUUGGCGCCCUUCAUGAGGUUCGUGAGCAGUUGGAGAUGGCAAUAGUAGAGCCCAUCAAGCGACCUGAGUCUUUCGCAAGAGUAGGUAUCACAGCGCCAACAGGUGUACUUCUCUGGGGUCCUCCUGGAUGUGGUAAAACUCUCCUCGCCAAAGCCGUAGCAAACGAGUCAAAAGCAAACUUCAUCUCCAUCAAAGGCCCCGAACUCCUCAACAAAUACGUCGGAGAAUCCGAACGCGCCGUUCGGCAAGUGUUUGAACGCGCGCGGUCUUCAGUCCCUUGCAUUCUCUUCUUCGACGAACUCGACGCUCUAGUACCCAAACGAGAAGACUCUCUCUCCGAAGCAAGCAGCAAAGUCGUCAACACCCUCCUCACAGAACUCGACGGCCUCUCGAGUCGCGCAGGCAUCUACGUCGUCGCCGCCACCAACCGUCCAGACAUGAUCGACCCCGCCAUGCUCCGUCCCGGCCGUCUCGGCACAUCCGUCUUCGUCGACCUGCCUACCCCCGACGAGCGCGUCGAGAUCCUCAAAGCGCUCUACAAGAAGGCUCUCCCACUUGCGGCGCCCGAAGAGGUUGAGGCGCUCGAUACGGUGGCCAGAGAUGAGCGUUGUACCGGGUAUUCAGGGGCGGAUCUGGGGAAUUUGCAUCAGGCGGCGGCGGUGGCGGCGUUGAAGAGGGAGAUGGGCGCGGGUAUGGGUGAGGAGGGAUUGGUUAUUGAGGGGAGGGAUUGGGAGGUUGCGUUGGGGACGGUCAAGGCUAGUGUUAAGGAUGCGAGGAAGUAUUUGAGGUUGAAGGAGAGGGGGAUGUAG